Messenger RNA from Lineus longissimus, 2198 nucleotides. RefSeq lists its product as uncharacterized. NCBI's taxonomy places the organism in Eukaryota, Metazoa, Nemertea, Pilidiophora, Heteronemertea, Lineidae. The coding region runs from base 97 to 1677 and encodes 526 amino acids. The record is from RefSeq and is a predicted model, not a curated record. The transcript is spliced from 2 exons.
CACUCGGACGUAGUGGAGUGACCUUGUCCUCGAGCUCUGCAGACCAAGGACAAGAGGAGUUUGAAGACAUUUGUCUUGGAGAAGACGAAAUACGGGAUGGCGGAUGACAUUGGUGAUGAGGAAUGCAGCGGCACUUACACCAGCCUGGUGCCUCCACUCACCUCAUACUGCCAAGAUAUUGUCGACCAACACAGCUGCUCAAAAUGUGAGUCUCCAUCAGCCGCGUUCCUCUGCUGUAACGAGGAAUGCUCUGUGGUCCUUUGCAAUGACUGUGCGGACAAACACGAACAUGGUGAACUGAUCGAUGUCAGGAAAUCAGUCGGGCAUAUGAGGAUGUUUAUAGCAAACAACGGCCGCAGCAUCAAGGAACAGUUAGGAAAGACAUUGAGCAGGCAUGCGGAGCUCGAUUUUGAAAAGACACUAAAAUUAGAAUCGACUGCAGCAGUGAAAGCCGAGGUAAACCAGUGGGCGAAACGAUUGCAUGAUCUCAUUAAUCAGGAGCAUCAGAAACUGGUCACAGAGAUUGAAACAACAGAACAGGAGUAUAAAGAGAUCAUGGAAGAGACGGAUAAGAAACUGAAAGACUUUGAGAUCAAGUUGAAGGAGAUGUAUCAAGGCUUUACAGACUUCCAAUGUGACAAGCUACAGGUUGAGGACGUCUGGAUGCUAUUCUCAGACUUAUCUGAUCCAGAGUUUCCUAAUACUCUGAGAAAUAUUGCAGGGAAUACAAAAGCCCCGCGUUGGGACCUGCGGACUAUCGCGUUUAAGAAGAAUGAAAAGGUCUUGAAGUAUCUUGAGAUGACCCCUGUUCUUUUAGGGGAGGUGUCCAAGGUGACCCAAAUCUGUUGCAAUAUACCAAGUGAUCAGUUCCCGAGCAGUAUGGCCUCGAUAGCGCUCAUUGAUGAUGAUAAGUUAGUCGGUGUCAUCGAUCGCGCAAACCGAGGCAUCAAAUGUUUCCCGCAUCCGUCCCAUGUGACGCUGGCGGGAAGGGAGACCAAGAUGAAGAUGUUUACCGGGGACGGUGAAUUCAAACUGCAAGGCCCUGAGGCCAUUUGUCACAACCCGGGUCAAAGGUCAGCAAUGAUUGUGUCAGACGUGCGCGAGAACUGCCUCAUUGGUUUCAACACAGAUGGUCAGGGCCUUUGGAAGCUGGAAGUCGAUGACCCAAAGUGCCUGUGCAUAUCGGGGAAGAAAUUAUACGUAGGUUCGAACCGGAGGGUGUACGUGUUCAACCGGAGCGACCAAUUGAAACGCUCGGAUAUCAAGAAGCUACGCCAUUCACCGAUUUCGUUAGCCGUGGCCCGAAAUGGCAACGUGGGCACCUGCGACAAGGAGGGGAAAUUCCAUCUCCUGAAUCAUGAUUUUAAAGAACUGCAAACCAUCGAGGGGGAAUUUGACGGUGGGGUGUUGGCCUGUCGUCGUGUUUGUGUUACAAAGGAGGGCGACAGGUUCUUAGCUUACGACGAGAAUUCAAAACGAAUCGUUGAGAUUUCCGCCAACGGGCAGCUCCUUCGGACGGCUGCCCGAGAAGGUGACCCGGGCAUGGACGUCUGCCCGUCCGAGUUCACCGUCACAAAAAAGGGACACAUUCUAGGAGGAUGUAAACAACUGGUUAAGAAUUACCCCCUGUCAAAGUUACCCUCGCCAAGUGGCGUUUUGCGUUCUAUUAAAAAUUAGAUAAUACGUCAUAGGCCUACAAGAUGAGCCCAGAUCAAACACGAUUAUCUGCAAUCUCAAAAACGGCAGGCAAACAUUUCUGCCGUUACAGAUUACUGACUACAAUAUAAAACCAUUGAUACUCAAGUUUCACUGCUCUAAGACUGCUUUAUUACUCAUGACAAGGUCAACAACAACGUCAAGCUGAAUAUGACGUCAUGACAAUCAGACUGCUUGGUGUCGCCACCCAAUUGUCUAUCCAAAUUGAACGGCAUCGAAUGACGAUGAGUUCACUUUGAGGCUCGACUUAAAUAUUCAGAAAGAGUCUUAUAUCAGUAAAACUAGAGUAUUUCCAACCUUUCAAUUUUCAUUCUUGCAAUAAACUGUCAUGAAAACUGGAUAUGACAGGAGACCAGAACACAACCUGCAAACUGCAGCAAAUGAACAUUAACCAGAAGUGUGAAUGGAUGGGUCACUCAAGAAAUCAAGUUAUUAAAGGGCUACAAGUCCAAAGACAAAAUCAAAUGUACGGUAUUCACAUG